Molecule: messenger RNA, 663 nt
Organism: Trichomonas vaginalis G3
Lineage: Eukaryota; Parabasalia; Trichomonadida; Trichomonadidae
Exons: 1
Coding region: 1-663 (220 amino acids)
Source: RefSeq, a predicted model, not a curated record
AUGACUUCUAUUGAUGAUUCAAAGCGUUCUUUAGUAGUUAUGGCUGAUUCAAGAGUUCGCGGGAAUGCAAGAGAACCAAUCAAAACAUACUCAUUCAUUCGCGGAAGUUAUGAUUCAACAUUAACUAGAACCGUAAACGAUAUAUUAAAUGAUUUGAAUAUUAAGGUAAGAGUUGAACAGAAGAACGAAGAAAUAAAGACUAUCAUGAAUGAAAACAAAAAUGUAAACAUUGACGAUAAACUUGCCCAGAGCAUAGUUGAUGGUAUUAGUGAUUUUGAAGUACAUAAUGACGGUGGAAAUAUGAAUUUAGAAAAAGAAGUUACAUUAUUCACACUGUUUCAAGCAAUUAAUUCGUUACCUAAUCAUUUAAUUAAUGAAGCAUACGAUAACGUUUAUAACUUCUGCAGCUUAACUGAACAUGCAAAAAGUAAUUUUGAAAAAGCACGUAGUAUAUAUGCACAUUUAAUGACUUCUCCAUUUGUUUUAGUGAAGAUUCUAAAACUUUAUCAAAAGGAAUAUUAUGAUGAAUAUGUUUUACCUUUAUUACGUAAGCCAAAAAUAACAUUUGAUAUAAAACUCGAUGACUCGUUUUUGAUAACAGAUAUUAGACGCAAGGCUGAAAAUCAUCAGUAUAAAAACAGUUCUGAAGUAAUUGAGGAUUGA